AUGACUUCCUCAGCCUCCCCUACAUUCGCAGUGAACGAACGCGUUCUCUGCUAUCAUGGCCCCCUUAUCUACGAGGCCAAAGUCCUUAAAGUAGAUCAGAGCGAAGACCCCACAUCCGGGACCAUACUCCCCAAUUACUUUGUGCACUACAAGGGUUGGAAACAGACCUGGGAUGAAUGGGUACCUCCGCCUCGCUUGCUCAAGCACAACGAUACGAACAUAGCUAUCCAAAAAACCCUCCAGUCACAAGCAAAUGCCACAAACGCAGCCGUUAACGCGUCAAACCGCGCUGCCAAAUCGGGCCCCUCUGGGUCGCAUAGAGAACACCAUUCCGUCGGAGGGCUCGGUACUGGGAGUACGAGGGUGCGGAAAGACGGCGCGAGGGGGACGAAGAGGGGGAGAGAAGAGGACGACGCUUCCAAAAAGCCGGAGAUUAAGCUCAAUGUGCCCGAGGUUCUGAAAGUGAUACUGGUCGAUGACUGGGAAGCUGUCACAAAGAACAACCAAUUAGUAACUCUUCCCCGCUCACCAACCGUUGUCGAAGUUCUUAGCCAGUUCGAGGCAUACAUCCUCGCCAGGCCGGCUUCAGAAAAUGCGCAUCUCACGAGUCCCUCUCUCCUUCUACCUACGAUUAUCUCUGGUCUCACAAUAUAUUUUGACCGUUCACUUGGAUCCAACCUCCUCUACCGCUUCGAGCGCCCGCAAUAUGCUGGAAUACGCAAACAGUAUGUCACGGGUCCCCAUAUCAUCGUCGGACAGGAGAAGGAUAUGAGUUGUGUGUAUGGCGCUGAACAUAUGCUACGGAUGCUAGUAUCCCUGCCACAGAUGAUAGCAAACUCGACGAUGGACGCCGACUCGGUCUCUAUCAUACGCGACUACGUCAACGAGUUAUUAUUGUACAUGGUGAAAGAACGCGGGCGUCUGUUUCAACGCGAAUAUGAAAGUGCAAGUAUGCAGUACCAAAACAUAUCGAGAUCAUAG
Molecule: messenger RNA, 981 nt
Organism: Pleurotus ostreatus (oyster mushroom)
Lineage: Eukaryota; Fungi; Basidiomycota; Agaricomycetes; Agaricales; Pleurotaceae
Gene: EAF3
Product: Esa1p-associated factor
Exons: 7
Coding region: 1-981 (326 amino acids)
Biological process (GO): chromatin organization; regulation of DNA-templated transcription
Cellular component (GO): Rpd3S complex; NuA4 histone acetyltransferase complex; nucleus
Source: RefSeq, a predicted model, not a curated record